AUGUCCUCCCUUGAUGUCAAUGCUUCAGAAUCCAAUGCUAAUGAUUUAGCUUUCUCAAAAGCUUUACAUGACCAUGAUACUAAUCGAAAUGGUUUACUAUCUACCAUUUUAUCAAAGGAUAAAGCUACCUUUGCAACUGUAGUGAAGGGUUACAUGAAUUUUUGGGUUGAAAAAGAUCCUAUUAAUGAAUCUGAAGAGGUUAAAGAAGCGAGGAGAAAAAGUUACACUGAAAUGACUAAUUCUUAUUAUAACAUCGCUACUGAUUUUUAUGAAUAUGGAUGGGGUGAUUCUUUUCAUUUUUGUAGGUUUUAUCCCGGUGAAAAUUUUUAUCAAGCAAUAGCAAGACAUGAACAUUAUUUGGCAAUGCAAUUAAAUGUAAAACCAAAUAUGAAAGUUUUGGAUGUUGGUUGCGGCGUUGGUGCUCACGUAAUUGGUCUCAAUAACAACGAUUAUCAAAUUUCUCGGGCAAGAAAAGCUGCAGCAAUCCGAGGUUUAGGAAACAAAUUAGAAUUUAUUAAAGGGAAUUUUAUGGCAAUGCCCUUUGACGAUAAUUAUUUUGAUGCCGUCUACGCAAUUGAAGCCACUUGUCAUGCGCCUUCAUUAGAUGAAGUGUACUCUCAAGUUUUUCGUGUCUUGAAACCUGGUGGCACAUUCGCCUUUUAUGAAUGGUGUAUUACUGAUAAAUACGACCCUACUAAUCCUGAACACAGAAGAAUCGCUCGUGGCAUUGAG
Scutellospora calospora is the source of this 732-nucleotide messenger RNA. The record is from the annotation of a GenBank genome assembly. Lineage: Eukaryota; Fungi; Glomeromycota; Glomeromycetes; Diversisporales; Gigasporaceae.